UCUGGCGUCGGCGUCUGAACCAGAGGUGCAGGUGAAGAAAAGAGCGGGGAGCUGCUGCGCACGCGCGAGAGAGCCGCGGGGGAAAGGUCUGCUUGCAAGAUGCUGCGGCGGAAACCGACGCGGCUUGAACUGAAGCUGGACGACAUCAAGGAGUUUGACGGUGCCCGCAAGGAACUCGAGAGUCGUAGGAAGCGCGAGGAGGUGGACGUGGUGGGAGCCAGCGAUGGUGAGGGUGCGCUGGGACUCAACACUGAUCAUAAGAGCCGGGAACAGAUGAUACAUGACCGAAUUGGCUACAAACCCCAGCCCAAACCAAACAACCGUUCAUCUCAGUUUGGGAACUUUGAGUUCUAG
Zootoca vivipara (common lizard) is the source of this 354-nucleotide messenger RNA. Lineage: Eukaryota; Metazoa; Chordata; Lepidosauria; Squamata; Lacertidae. The record is from RefSeq and is a predicted model, not a curated record.